Messenger RNA from Xylona heveae TC161, 2181 nucleotides. RefSeq lists its product as hypothetical. The record is from RefSeq and is a predicted model, not a curated record. The coding region runs from base 1 to 2181 and encodes 726 amino acids. The transcript has a single exon. NCBI's taxonomy places the organism in Eukaryota, Fungi, Ascomycota, Xylonomycetes, Xylonales, Xylonaceae.
AUGGGCAAGCUUCGUGAUGGCUUAUCGACGUUUCGCCGUCGCUCACUGGGCCGGUCAACCAAAUCCGCCUACAAUGAAACUCACAAUAUGCCCAGCCUGGAUACAAUUCGCCGAUAUGAUCCUGAGCACGGCGACCCGGUGCUGGUGAGCCGAAAACCCGUGCCCGAGGUGCGCGUUGCAGAAAGGCCUUCAUUGUCGACGGUGCAUCCUCUGCCAACGUCAGAGAGGUUAUCAGCAUCACCACCUUCAACUGGAAACUCUCAACCACAUGAGAUUCGGCGUAAAGCGGCAAGGCUCUCAAAAGUUGCGCCGUCUCAGCAUGACUCGUCAGUUCGUACAAAGUCGAUGAGUUCCCACCAUGGAGGUUUGUCACCUCCUUAUACCGAACAUCAUUCUACUGGUUACUCGAAAGAGCAGAGUGGACUUGACAAUACGUCCAAGGAUUCGCUGCAGCCUAUUGAUAACCUCCCAUCCCCAGGAGCAAAGCUUUCCAAGCAGCUACAUGAGGGACAUGCCUUGUCUACGACUGGCCGCUCAACGACCCGCGAAGACUCCCAACUGCACUCAAGGUCUCCAAACCGAAGGACACCUCCAAAAUCGUUACAAGCAGAUAGCCCUCCCCGCCGAAAACCUUUGAGUCCAGAUGUGCAACCACAAAGAUUGACGCUGAGCGGCGAACGUGGAGAAAGCAAUCAAUCCAUGCCAGCCGCCAGAAUCGUGGAAAGUAGAAGCCAUCCGCUUCCACCACUUCCACCAGCUCUGCAAGACAUUCAUCCGCAACCUGUGCGCCGUACCUCAUCCGGGACGCAGAGUCCUUUGUCAUGGAACCCGGUUCCUUCUGGACGGAGGAGCAGUACCGCUGAAAACCUGGAGCGGGCUCCUUUGCCUCCAACACAACUUUCCCCACGUUCAGAUAACUACAAUUCCCGGCGUCAGUCCUCGAAGAGGCCAGAAGACCACUCAUCCACGACAACUUCUUCGUCGUCAGCACCUCGUCUAAGUCUAAACAUGCCUUCAAUUCCAGACACAUCCCUCAAUAUCCCUCCUCCCUUUAUUACAGCGAGCGCACCAAAGCCUGAACAAGCUCCAGCUCUAGCAUCAGAAACUCGGCAGAUUCAACCCUCUCAACCUCAGUACUCCAAAGCUGACGAUGCGGCUUCUCCUACAUCUCGUCCAUGGCCGCUCCCGGAUUUGCCUGCCACGGCGACCAUGGUGCCACCGCACAUUCGCGACCUACGUGCAAGCAGCGCGCCUUUACCUGAGCAGGAACCAUUGUCGUCGUCUGCCACACCACCACCACAACAACAACCUCCUCCUCAUCAUCAUCAUAACCAUCCUUCUUCCAAUCCUACAACGUCGCGCCCUAGUCGCCCCAGUAACCACAAGCGCAAGUCCUCUGGGGGAUCGAGCAUCCGAUCGUUUGCCAGCAAACUUCGGGACCCUCCCUAUCCCAGCACCGAGAAUUACUCUGCAUCUGCACGUCCAAAACAUGCCCCAGCACCCGUACGCCCCGCAACUACCGGUGGCCAGACGGGUCAAUUUCUCGCCCCCCACGCUCCCCGUCCAAAGAGCCAUCAGUCGCCAGACCCUUCGCGCCCUUCAUCGCUGUGCAUCACCGUCCCGGCCCCUGGGCUCACAGAUGUUCAUUUCUCAUGCUAUCAUUCUCACCGUCGUAUGAUGCUGUCCCGCAACCUCUACGCGCCAGUCGCAUGCAUGACAUGCGGGAAAGAAGACGAUCUACCCCGAUUCAAAUGCACAUGGUGCUGUUUGAGAAUAUGCCGGGGCUGUCUGAUAGGCCUUGAAAAAUGCCCCGGCCGGUCUUUGGCCAUGUUCAUGACUCGAGUUGGCGAGCGUGGAGCUGGCGCAGGGAAGAGGCAUCGCCAUACCAUUAGCGGUGGAUCCGCAGCAGUUGGUGCUGCCAGUAGUGGACACUGGUCCGGCGAAAAUGACUUGAGGCGUAGUAGCAUCAAGGAAAUGCCCGGCAAUCCACAAAGGACCAGUAUCGGCGGUGGCAGUGGCCUUGCUCCAAGCGGAGCGACUAGCAGCAACAAUACCGCGAGUAACAGUCGGCGCAGCAGUCUCGUCGGUAGUCCGGGGUCCAACACUCCAGGUGCUCCUAACGGACAAGCAUUGACAGCCAGCAGCAUCUCUCUCGGUCCUCCUCCGGCAUUGAGGAAUUGA